Molecule: messenger RNA, 398 nt
Organism: Soboliphyme baturini
Lineage: Eukaryota; Metazoa; Nematoda; Enoplea; Dioctophymatida; Soboliphymatidae
Source: the annotation of a GenBank genome assembly
AUGGACCGAAACCUGCCGUACAUCGUCCAGAAAACCGAAUCUCCCGAUAUCAUCAGGGACGAAAUAGAGUCGACGACCAAAAAUAUCAAGAGUGACAGGUUUCCUGGCAGGGACGGCAUGAAACUAGUACAUAUCAUGCCAGGAGGAAUGAUCCUGUUCCACUCCCUUACCUUUCAUGCUGAUAUAGACAUCAAAAUAUCUGUCGAAGAAGUACCUGAAUGGAUGCCACCUUGUUCACACAAAGAACUAAACGAAAUCGAUAUUGCCACUUGGCUGAAAGAGGGGCCGUGUUUGACAGAUAAAGUUGAAGAACAAGUGGAAUUUUGCUCAGAAGACAUCGUAAAGGCAAUGUUCGAGGCGAAGGUACAGUCUGUUUUAUCAGAAAGGACGAUUUGAAC